AUGCACGAAUUCGUUCCGUUCUUCUACUCUCAAGCACCCCACACCAUGGCAGCCCACUAUGCAAACGACCACCUCAACCCCAACGGGCCUAACGAUGCUCGUCCCACGGCCCUCAAGAUCAUCCGAGAUGAAGGUCCCGAUAGGAAACUCACUGAAAAAGUCCUCUUAAUCACCGGUUGCACAUCGGGCGUUGGUGUCGAAAUCGCUAGGGCGAUCCACGCCACAGGCGCCGAUGUAUACAUCACAGGUAGGCAGGCCGACAGGGGAAAGGAGAUUACCAAUAGAAUCCUAGCAGAUGGAAAGCCAAAGAAGGUCGUUUACUUGGACAUGUCUCUUGACUCAAUUGCAAGUGUCAAGAAGGCGGCGGCCAACUUCUUGGAGCUCUCCAAGACUCUCAAUGUCCUUAUCUGCAACGCUGGCAUUGCCCUUGCGCCCCAAGGAACCACAAGGGAUGGCCAUGAGACACACUUUGGCGUCAACUAUGUCGCCCACUUUGCCUUGUUCCAUGAACUACGCGACACCCUUCUGGCAUCGGCAACUCCUGAGUUCUCAUCACGAGUAGUGACUACGUCAUCCAUGGUUCACGCAAUGAGCACCUUUUUGCUCGAUGACUAA
This is a messenger RNA of Fusarium falciforme, 615 nucleotides long. RefSeq lists its product as hypothetical. Lineage: Eukaryota; Fungi; Ascomycota; Sordariomycetes; Hypocreales; Nectriaceae. The transcript has 3 exons. Bases 1 to 615 code for a protein of 204 amino acids. The record is from RefSeq and is a predicted model, not a curated record.